GCUGCGCAUGUAUGUCGUGGUGUUUAGUGAUUAUUACGGGGUCGCUCUGACCACGGUCUUGGUUGCAGAGUCCACUUCGCAUUUUGAGCGACGCCCCCAAAUUCCGUGCAGAGUGUUUGCAGACCCUCCGGGACGGAGAGGUGGAGGAGGAAUCGGCAGCUCCGCCGUCCAUAUACACUACAAUCACCUCGCCAUUAGUUCAUGACUUCAUCUUAUUUUUGACAGGAGACUUUGGGCCAUAUUUGGAAGGUAAGGGCAGACGUUUCACUAACACUUCCUGUCAAUUUCGCUGUUUUUGUCGCCUUUUCCUGCGCGCUGCGCCGUGUCGCAGCGACCACUCGGACUGUGGUCAGCUCGCCGUGGCGUUGGUCGAGCACCGUCCUCUUAGGUAACCUUAAUUACGGUAAAACGAUCGAUUAGGUUUCUGAUCGACUCAUUAGAGGGUUUAGAUGUUUGUCCAGGAAUAACAAAUGUGUCCUGUAUUUAACCACCGGACUAGCUUUUUUCUACAAAUGUGGACAUGGAAUAUAGCCUGGUCUUUUUUUAUCCACAGCAACCGCAUCGUUGCGCACCUCGCUUCUCGUCGUCGAUACCAGACAAAAGACAGCCUGUUUUUUUACGGUCCACUAUGUAGUCCCUCAGUGCAGAGCUUAAGCUUUGGCUGGCACACAUAACAGCAGUCGUCAAAAUGUAUUUGAAAAGCGCGCUCCACAUUUGACCUGCGCAUAUGCGCAUAUCUUUGCAUAUUGUUGUCGCUCUGUUAUUGAUUGCAUUGAUAUACCGUGAAAUUCUUAAAGGGAUACUGCCUCCUGUAUGCGGAAAUCACGGUCAAGGCAUGUUCUGUGUCUGAUACCUGUGUGUGUUCACCUCUUUUCUACUGCUCUUGUUUCCAGCCUAAAUCUUGAAAACAGUAUGUUAUAUACCUCUUUAAACAGAUUCUCCACACCCUUGUUUCUUGACAGUGUUUUGUGGGUCCGUUGAGAAAAUGUUCUCGGUCCAUCUUCUCUGUUUACUCUCUUUCUGUGUUUGUCCCUCUAACAUUUCUAUUCUUAACCUUCCUCUCUUCAUCCCCUAUUCAUUUCUAGCUCUCCAGGACUCUGAGGCUGCUGCAGAGAAUGGGAAUAAGGACACAGGCCAAGGCUUGCCAUUUUGGCUGAAGUAACAGCAGGACGGUUGUCAACCACGCAUCGGCUUCAAUCCCCUUCUCCCUCGCCUCCACACACACACACACACACACACACACACACACACACACACACACACACACACACACACACAAACAUACACGCACACACACACCGUUAUCCCCACUCACAGCCACUGCUAUGUCCACCGCGGUAGACAUUGCUGGCCCUUCCUCCCCAGAUCAGGCCCACAGCAGCACUAAAAUCCCCAAUGAGCCACUGAGACCCAGCCUUAAGCGCUCCCACCACCCCUACAGCCUCUCCCAUUACAUCUCCACCCCUUCCCCGGCGAUGGACGUCAAGGACCUUAUCCAGCCUUCCCCGGCCCAGCAGCGGGCCACUCAGCCUGCACACACCAAGCCUCGCCGAACGCCCUCUUGGCCCGACAUGUGGGAGUCACCCAGUGGGCUCCACCUGGCCCACGCCGCAGAGCUGCUGAUGCGCGCCGGGCUGCUGGCUCUGACCCCAGCUACCACAGAGCAGGCCGGCCUGGGUGCACAGAACAGCCAGCCAGCUAAAAGGGAGGCUACUGAGGCAAAGGGGGAAAAGGGGGAUGGAGAGGGAGGUGGAUCUGGGCCGGAGGAGGAGGAAGAAGACUCCCCUGGAUGUGGAACUGACUUCCAACCUUUUCUGGGUGCCUGGUUCCCCUUCAGCCCUGCCUUAUUCCCCCUGGCCGGCUUCCAGAUGGGGGGAGGCCACUGGAGGAGUGCGACCAUGGGAGCUGAGGGGAUGGAGGGUCUAGUGGCUGAGGGCUACUCUCCCGGCUCUCUUGGCGGGGGCAGCGGCGGGAGAAGGAAGAGAAAAAGGUGCGGGGAGUGCGUACCUUGUAGGCGUCAGACGAACUGCGAACAGUGCAGCAGCUGCCGCAACCGCAAGAGGGGACACCAGAUCUGUAAAUACAGAAAGUGUGAGGAGCUGAAGAGGAAGCCGGGAGGUCCUGGGUUUGACAGCAGAGUCUCUGGGUUUGAUCUAAGGGGCUCCGACUUUACUUUGGGUCUGGCACAGGAGAGGAGCAACAGCACCUUGAAUGGAUAGUGAUGUCUUAGAUGGCAGCAUUUGUCAGAGGAUCUUGGUUGGAUGAUUGUUUAGGAGCUGCAGUUUGAAAAAGACAACACAAAGGACACCGUGUUAAUACGUUCAGACUGUGGUUCAAAGACUCUCAGAUCUUGUGUUUUAGUGAAGAGCUGCAGCUCUGUCCAAGAAUGUCCACACCUGUUCCCAUCCUUUCUUUUGACAAUCAGCCCGGAGAGGAGAGAAAGAAGGAUACCAAUGUGUGUCAAUAUUUAGAUGAUGACAGAAAUUGCUGUAAAUAGUUUGUAAAUAUCUGGAAACAUUAUGUCUUUUUUACAUCCCUUUCCAGUUUGGAUGUAUUGUGUUUCAUCAUAAAAGGAGCCAAAUGUUCUGUUUCUAAUGGGGAGUUUUGUUUCUGUUGUUUUGAACUCACUGCAUCAGUAGGAAAUGAAUGAAGACAGCUGAGGCUAAAUUAUUUCAUGUGCAACUUGUACUGUAUAGCUCUGUUUGCCCUUUUGAAAUAAAAGAAAUUAGCCAUGUACA
Molecule: messenger RNA, 2738 nt
Organism: Xyrichtys novacula (pearly razorfish)
Lineage: Eukaryota; Metazoa; Chordata; Actinopteri; Labriformes; Labridae
Source: the annotation of a GenBank genome assembly